Molecule: messenger RNA, 1044 nt
Organism: Juglans microcarpa x Juglans regia
Lineage: Eukaryota; Viridiplantae; Streptophyta; Magnoliopsida; Fagales; Juglandaceae
Product: tol-Pal system protein TolB-like
Exons: 2
Coding region: 1-1017 (338 amino acids)
Source: RefSeq, a predicted model, not a curated record
AUGGACCCCGCCGGCACCAUCGUCUUCACCACCGUUGGUAGGCCCCAAUAUGGAUUUGACCUCUUCUCUCUCGAACUCUGCCCUUCCACCACCCUGAACAGUCCAGAGCAUCGCCUCACUGACGGCAUCUCCAUCAAUUUCAAUGCCCAGUUCGUUGACGACGAUCAGACACUCGUCUUUAUCUCCGAGCGAACUGGGUCUCCCCGUAUCUACCUAUCCAGGCCUGGAGUUGGAACUUACCCGGCUUAUACUUCGGUGGGGCCGAUAUUCGGUUCAGUGAAGGCAACGGUCCAGAUUGCAAGGAUGGAAUUUGAUCCGGUUGAUUUGGAUGGGGAUUGCGAGGACAUAAAGUGCGAGAUGAAGAUUUUAACGAGAGAGGAGACGGGGAAUAAUGCCUUCCCGUCUUGUUCGCCAGAUGGCAAGUUCAUCGUGUUUCGAUCUGGACGGUCUGGGCAUAAGAAUUUGUACAUAGUCGAUGCUGUCGAUGGCGAGUUGAACGGCGGUUUGCGUCAGUUAACUGAGGGUCCAUGGAUUGAUACCAUGCCCCAUUGGUCACCAAAUGGGGAUUUGAUAGCCUUCUCCUCCAACAGACACAACCCAAACAACGUUGACGCGUUUAGCAUUUUCGUGAUCAAGCCCGAUGGCUCGGGCUUGCGAAGGAUUCACGUGGCAGGUCUGGAGGGUACGAGUGAUGUGGACAGGGAAAGGAUCAACCACGUGUGCUUUAGCAAGGAUGGGAAAUGGCUGGUGUUCACGAGUAACUUGGGCGGGGUGACAGCCGAGCCAGUGUCUUUACCUAACAGUUUUCAACCAUAUGGUGAUCUGUAUGUGGUUAGAGUGGAUGGGAGUCAGCUGAGGAGGCUAACAUGGAAUGGAUACGAGAACGGGACGCCAGCGUGGCACCCCAAUGAUGAUCAUGCACUUGAUAUGGGGCACAUACGUUUGGGAAGUGAGGUCGGAGGAGAUAUGCUGAAAGGAGAAUUUGAUGAUCCACUUUGGAUCUCUUGCAACAUGUGAAUGUUUGACAUGUGGUCUGAGAAUAUU